Molecule: messenger RNA, 2997 nt
Organism: Vitis vinifera (wine grape)
Lineage: Eukaryota; Viridiplantae; Streptophyta; Magnoliopsida; Vitales; Vitaceae
Exons: 11
Coding region: 220-2676 (818 amino acids)
Biological process (GO): response to endoplasmic reticulum stress
Molecular function (GO): protein binding
Source: RefSeq, a predicted model, not a curated record
UUCUCUAGACUCUCGCUCUCUUUCUCUCUCUCGGUUUGCCUUUUGAUCUCUUCUUCAUUUUCAGAGCCUACCGGCAACCUGACAGGGCAUUUUCUUGUCCUUCUCCAGAGCUUUCGUCUGCUCUAUAUAUUACUAUUGGAUUCCCUAAGCUUCACCAACUGUGGAACGCUCUGAAACGUCUCGUCGCACGAAGGAGAUCACGGAUUGGACGAUCUCAGAAUGGGUGGAGGGAGGAAAGCAAAGGCUUCAAGGCAGAAGGAAAAACCUCUUCCCUCCUGGACAGUGAAUUGCAGUGUAACUGCUAGAAAUCUAGGGAAGAGUGAUUUAGGAGGAGUCAUCUUUGGAUGCAAGCACAAUACAAUCGACGAAUGUCAUUCCAAGCAGUUGUUUGGUUUACCAGCUGCGCAUUUCUCCUAUGUGAGGAACAUCAAUCCUGGCUUGACACUAUUCCUGUUCAACUAUAGUGAUAGAAAGCUUCAUGGUAUCUUUGAGGCUGCAAGCCCAGGACAGAUGAAUAUAAAUCCAUAUGGAUGGACUCCUGAUGGUUCACAGUUGACGCCGUAUCCUGCACAGGUUCGGAUCCAAAUUCGGAUGCAGUGCCAGCCCUUGCUUGAAGAACAAUUUAAGCCAAUAAUAUCUAAAAACUACUACGAGCAUAGGCUUUUUUGGUUUGAACUAGACCGUGCUCAGACCAGCAAGUUGGUAUCCCUAUUUUCAUCUUCUCCUUCCCUGUCACAGAAAACAGUGAAAUGGAACACUACACUCAAAGGUUUACCAACUGGUACCACUCUUGGUACAAGUCAUGAUGAAGAGGUGGAUUGUAAUCGUUUAGGUGCGUCAAAUGUUGAAUGGGGCUCAUCUUGGAAUGAACAUGGUUUAGGUGGAGAAAACCAGUUUCCAGAUGGCACAACUGAAGAGGAAGCAGCAGAAAAACAUUCGCAGGAUGUUAUUCAUUCAAAGCCAAAUUAUUGGCCUUCUCACUCUUCUCUUGAGAGAAACAUAAGCACUUCCCUCCCAGAGAAAAAAUGGAGUUCUUUAUUCAAAAUGUCACUUACUUCUGAGACAAUUAAGGGAGAUGAAGAAAAACCAGUUCCAGAAAUGUAUUUUACUCAUCCAGAUCAGUUGGAUAUGGAAUGGGAGCCUUCAGGUGUUGCUGAUCAUUUGGGUGAAGAGGGGCUGUUUUGGGGAGCUCCCACAAAUGAGGAGGUGGAAAAAUGCGAUAAUGCAAGAAAGGAAGGUGAAUAUUUUGAGAAGGGACCAGUUUCAGAGGUGAAUCUUCCUUGUUUAGAUGUUUACAAUAAUGAGGAAGGUAAAUAUUUUGAGACAGGAGCAGUUUCAGAGACGAAUCUUCCCUCUUUACAUGUGUACAAUAAUGAGGAAGGGGAAUAUUUUGAGAUGGGACCAGUUUCAGAGAUGAAUCUUCCUCAUUUAGAUGUCUACAAUAAUGAGUUGGGAUCAUCAUCUGUUGUUUGUUUGGCUGAAGAAAGCCAGCCUAUUGAAAAUGUUACAGUUGAGGAUGGAAUGGAAAUUCCUGAAGUAGACCUGAAACCAAAUUGUGAAUCUUCCUACUCUUCUACAGUUUCAGAAAUGAAGUCAUCUGAUCUUCAGUCUGCUGUAGCUAAGUUAAUGCAAGAGAUGGAACGGAUGAAGGUUUCUCAAUUAAUUCAAAAAGUCAGUUCUCUGGAGCAGGAGCUGGCUGAAUCAAAAAGAGAGAUUCAAAAAUUAGAAAACCGAUGCAAGAGGUUGGAAUCAGGGUCAGUUUCUUCAAUUGGUGUUGUCGAGGCACUAGAACCCGAGUUGCUUAAUGAACCUCAAUCAAGCCUUGAUGAUUCAAUACUUAUAGUGGGAGGAUUUGAUGGUUUCUCGUGGUUAUCUGACUUAGAUUCCUAUUCACCUGCUUUGGACUUGAUGAAAUCUCUUAGACCAAUGACCUUUGUUCGAUCAUAUGCCUCAGUAGCAAAGUUGGAUGGUGAACUUUAUAUUUUUGGUGGUGUGGAUGGUAAUUCAUGGUACAACAUAGUUGAAUCAUAUAAUCCAAUGACUGAUCAAUGGGUUAGUCGUCCUUCGCUAACUCAAAGAAAAGGAAGCUUAGCAGGAGUUUCUUUAAAUGACAAGAUCUUUGCAAUUGGUGGUGGAAAUGGAGUGGAAUGUUUUUCAGAGGUUGAAGUCUUGGAUCCAGAAACUGGAAGGUGGAUCUCCGCUCCGUCCAUGCAACAAAAGAGGUUUGGUCUUGCUGCAACUGAAUUGAAUGGCAUGCUCUAUGCUGUUGGUGGAUAUGAUGGAGAAGAUUACUUGAAAUCGGUUGAAAGAUUUGAUCCUCGUGAACGUUCGUGGACUAGACUAGAGAAUAUGAGCACGAGAAGAGGGUGUCAUUCCUUGGCUGCGCUGAAUGAAAAAUUGUAUGCUUUGGGUGGCUAUGAUGGAACUAAUAUGGUUCCAACUGUAGAGGUUUUUGAUCCUCGCAUUGGCUCAUGGAUGACCGGUGAAUCAAUGAAUGAUCCUAGGGGAUAUUCUGGAGCUGUCGUCCUUGGAGAAUCAAUAUACGUGAUUGGGGGACUGAAAGACAAUGAGGAGAUUUUGGACACAGUGGAAUGUUACAAGGAGGGUCAUGGUUGGCUGGUUACAAGCCUGAAAGCUGUUGGGAAACGAUGCUUCUUCUCCGCCACUGUUUUAUGAUGAGGUCAAGGAGAGCAGGGUGCAUCCUUAAUGUUUAUGUUAAUGCCUUCAUGCUCAUAUUUAUGCUAUCAGGGUUUCUGUUAAUGUUAGUUGAAUCUCCCACGAAUUCAGGUAUUAUAGAACACUUCUAUAAGAAAUACAGCCAACUUUGUAGUGGAUAAUUUAGAAUGGUUAAGAUUAAGAUAUACGGAUCAAUUCCAUUGCAUUUAGUGAAGUUGCAUGCUAUUUUAUAUUUUGCCCCGAUGCAUAAUCACCACAUGAUCAUCUUGUAUAUGUGGUGGGCAUUGACCUUAAUUCAAAGGGAACAAAGGUUUAUUUUCA